CGGCCGUCGCCUGUUCCAUUCUUUUUGGUUUUCUGGGUCAGGGUCAAAAAUGGCCUUUGAGGGCUUAGAUUUUGUGAUUUGGGGCUGUUAUUUGAAGCCCAUUUAAUAUAUUAAUUUUAAACCCUAAUUUCCCCGCAAACCCUAACGGCUUCUCCGCAUCUUACAGGAUUUGAGGCAGCGGCAGAAACCAAUGGUUCCCAAAGUUGAGAAGAAGGUAAAUCCGAAGGCACAGGCCUUGAAGGCUGCAAAGGCGGUGAAAUCUGGAACCACAUUUAAGAAGAAGACAGAGAAGAUCCGAACAAAGGUUACAUUCCACAGGCCAAGGACGUUGAAGAAGGAUAGGAACCCCAAGUACCCACGCAUUAGUGCUCCCCAAGGAACAAACUUGAUCAUUAUCAGAUUCUCAAGUUCCCCCUCACAACCGAGUCAGCUAUGAAGAAGAUUGAAGAUAACAACACUUUGGUCUUCAUUGUCGACAUUCGCGCAGACAAGAAGAU
Molecule: messenger RNA, 497 nt
Organism: Hibiscus syriacus
Lineage: Eukaryota; Viridiplantae; Streptophyta; Magnoliopsida; Malvales; Malvaceae
Product: 60S ribosomal protein L23a-like
Exons: 3
Coding region: 191-436 (81 amino acids)
Biological process (GO): ribosomal large subunit assembly; translation
Cellular component (GO): cytosolic large ribosomal subunit; ribosome
Molecular function (GO): structural constituent of ribosome
Source: RefSeq, a predicted model, not a curated record